AUGAAAGCUACUAUUCAAACAUGGAAACUAAUGCUACAGAAGGCUGAGCCCACACUACCGUUGAAAACCUUGCAGAUCCCUAUAGAGAUCCUGCAAUAUUAUAUUCCAGACUUCUCGGUGAGCGGAUGGCGGAAAGCUGGGUUACAGGAGAACAAUCUGACUGUCGAUGUACAGUUUUUCCUCUUAGGAUUUCAAAGCAGCCAACAGUUAAAAUUGUCCCUGUUCUGCCUUCUCCUGGUUGUUUACUGUGGGACAAUAUGUGGGAAUCUUCUGAUCAUCACCCUGGUGUUCACCAGCAAAAACCUCCACACUCCAAUGUACUUCUUCAUCUCACACCUGUCCAUCAGUGACAUUGUGUUACCUACAGAUAUUGUCCCCAACACGUUUCACAUCCUACUGAAUAAUGGAGGAACCAUUACUUUUUAUGGUUGCAUGACUCCGUUUUUUUUCUUCAGUGCCUCAGAGGUAUUUGAAUGUCUCCUUCUCACAGUGAUGUCUUUUGACAGAUAUGUGGCCAUCUGUAACCCUUUCCAUUACACAUCUAUUAUGACAAGGGCUCAUUGUGUGAUAUCAACCACCAUGUGUUGGGUUUUAGCUUUUGCCAUUGCCUUGAUUUACAGCUUCACAAUAUCGAUGCUGACAUUUUGUCGACCAAAUAUCAUUGACCAUUUUUUCUGUGAUCUUAUCCCUCUACUAGAAAUCGCCUGUUCUAGUACUUACAAUAAUGAGUUAGAGGUCUAUAUAGUAUGUUUACUAGUACUGUUCAUGGCCAUUAUAAUAAUCAUAUCUUAUGUUAACAUUAUUGUCACCAUAUUACGCUUCCAGUCCAGUAUCAGUAGACAGAAAGCCUUCUCCACCUGUAGCUCCCACCUCAUUGUGGUUUCCAUAUUUUACAUUACUCUACUGAGUGUAUAUUUUUCCCCCAAAGGAGGACAAACCUUGAACCUUAGUAAACUUCUAUCACUGCUGUAUACUGUAUUUACUCCACUCAUCAAUCCCAUUAUAUACAGUCUGAGGAAUAAGGAAAUCAAAAAAUCUCUACAGGAAAUAAUCAACAAAUGUGAGUAA
Molecule: messenger RNA, 1068 nt
Organism: Bufo bufo (common toad)
Lineage: Eukaryota; Metazoa; Chordata; Amphibia; Anura; Bufonidae
Product: olfactory receptor 1G1-like
Exons: 2
Coding region: 1-1068 (355 amino acids)
Biological process (GO): G protein-coupled receptor signaling pathway
Cellular component (GO): membrane
Molecular function (GO): G protein-coupled receptor activity; olfactory receptor activity
Source: RefSeq, a predicted model, not a curated record